UUGUCAAGCGCGGUGCGAUCGCAGCUCGUGAAUAUUUUCAUUAUACGUUUAUUGUAAGCUGUUGUCCAGUGUAUUUGUUAUGUGCGAAAGUGGUUGCACAAUGCCGAUCAUAGGGAUUCUGAGUCAAGAGACGAUAUCUCUGGAGUCCAGGAAUCUGCCGAAGGGAUUAUACCGCAGUUACAUAGCCGCCUCUUAUGUAAAGUUCGUCGAAAGUGCAGGAGCGAGGGUCGUCCCGAUCUGGAUCGGCAGGGAUCGGGAGUACUAUCGCCAGGUGGUGAAGAAGACGAACGGAAUUUUGUUUCCGGGCGGUGCGACCUGGUUCCACGAGGAGAAGGGUUACGGGGAAGCGGGCGGCUUCAUCUACGAGAUGGCCGUCGAGGAGAACAAAGCCGGAAAACAUUUUCCUCUGUUAGGGAUUUGUUUGGGGAUGGAGCUUAUGCUCUACUUGGAGGCGAAGCGCGAUCAACAACUCCAAUCGGACUGCGACAGUUUCAGGGUGUCGUUACCGCUGCAUUUUGUUGAAGGAUAUCAAAAAAGCAAGCUGUUUUCCAACGCCUCCGAUGAUAUAAUAGACAUUUUAUCAACCAAAGACGUGACGCUGAACAGCCACAGGUUCUGCAUAACACCGGAAAAGUUCACCGAAUACAGUUUGCACGAAUCCUUCCAGUGUUUAUCGACGAACACCGAUCUCAACGGCCUGGUGUUCAUCUCUUCAUACGAAUCCAUCAAAUAUCCGUUCUACGGACUGCAAUUCCAUCCGGAGAAGAACGCGUUCGAGUUCGUCGCAAGUCAGGCGGGUUACGUGAACCACAGCAAGGAGGCCGUCGCAGUCACGCAGUAUUUCGCCAACUUCUUCGUAGACCAGGCCAGGGAGAACAAGAACAGCUUUUCCAGCGUCGACGAGGAGGACCGCAACUUAAUUUACAACUACAACCCACUUUUUUACUCUCUACUAGGUGGCAAUAUGCAGCAGAUCUAUGUGUUCAACGAGGAAGAAAAUAGGAAAGAAAUAAAUAUCGAGAAGGAAGAAAAUAUUUAAUUUAUGAUUAUUGACUGAAAAAUAUUU
Messenger RNA from Nicrophorus vespilloides, 1066 nucleotides. RefSeq names its product gamma-glutamyl hydrolase B-like. NCBI's taxonomy places the organism in Eukaryota, Metazoa, Arthropoda, Insecta, Coleoptera, Silphidae. Gene Ontology annotation, cellular component: vacuole. The transcript has 5 exons. The record is from RefSeq and is a predicted model, not a curated record. Gene Ontology annotation, molecular function: gamma-glutamyl-peptidase activity. Gene Ontology annotation, biological process: tetrahydrofolylpolyglutamate metabolic process. Bases 80 to 1039 code for a protein of 319 amino acids.